CGAAUGAGAAACGAGGAUUCGCUGCACCUCGAGCUGACGGCCCGGAGGUGGGCACGGGUAGGACGCAUCAGCUUUUUUGCAAGUUAACGGCUUUUCCUUGGAACAUCGGAAGAAUAGCAUGGCACACGACGACAGCUGACGCUGUGACUAGAGGCGGGUGAGUCGCACUUCGAGACAGAACACACGACGUAACAAUCGAGCGAUGGCGCCUUCAGCGUGUUGCACGUUGCAGCACAGCGUACCCCAGGACUCAUGCAGGGAAUGACAGGACAGUCCAUCUCGAGAAAACUGUCCUUGAAGAAACCACAAAAAAGUGCCACAGAGUCACCAUCGGAGCGAUUCUUUUCGAUGAUGAGAUCGACAGCGUCCUCGCGGCGUCCUUGCCUUCUCGUUAGCUGUAUGUACACCGCCGGGACACGCCCGCGACUGCUUUGUCCAUUUCCAAAACCGUGUUCCGAUCGCGGUUCCAUUGCUUGUCACUUUUUCUUCCUCGUUCCCACCCUUCCUUGGAGUUUUUUCCCUCUAGCGGAUGGUGAGGGCCUGACGGGUCCAAAGGACCUCUCCAAUGCAAAACCACUGUGUGUGGCGCUUGCACAUCUGUUCUGUAGUCGACAGUCGGCAGCGUCCUUGGUUUUAAGGUAUGAGCCGCUGUUGAUUGAAAAAGCUCGCCGGCUUACCCCAAAACAGUUGACACCGGGACGUGGUUUUUUGUGGCCGCCAGCCGUUCGUUGUUGAGCCGGCUUUUGCCUCCUCCGCAUGGAGAGAUAUCCGUACACGGUGCGGUGUUUGGGUACCGAGUGUUUUGACGAACGUCUUUGUGCAUUGCCGCCGUAUAUCCUUACUUGUCCAAGAGUAUGCUACUGGUUCGUGCUCCGGGCUGUUUCACCUGCGGAUAAAUUCAGGUGAUCUUUCCGAAUGGUGCCACAUUUUCUCGACACACUUGCCGCCGGACAGGCCGGAGUGGCCGGUCCCCGUUUGUGAAACUGCCUUUUUAAGCAUUCACGAGGAGUGUGCAUUGAUCUGAAGGGGAAUCCUUAGAAACGUGUCUUGAUGCUGUCGGCACGGAGCAGCUAGCUUGCAUCUGACUUGUGAGUGUCAAGCAGUCGCCAGGAAAAUGGUGUCAGUGGAAGGGGAACUCGCCCGUGAGCGGUCGCGAAACAGGGGAGAUUCGCACAGUCGCCUGCACCACUUGAGCGCUCUCAAGAAGCCGCUCGCGACACUCCAGGUCAGGUGGAUCCUUGCGGGGCUGAUUGCGUUCCGGAUCGUCAACGGGCUGGUUUUAAACUCGUCGUUCAACCCGGACGAACACUGGCAGUCCAGCGAGGUCGCCCACCACCUUGUCUUUGGCUACGGGUUCCUUACAUGGGAAUGGGAGCCUUGCAUCGCGCUGCGAAGUGUCAUUCACCCUGCUCUUUUUGCGGGUCUGUACUGGCUGCUCGGUCGUUUCAGCCUCGACAGCCCCUCUGUCAUCGCCCUCGCUCCGCGUGUGAUGCAGAGCAUUAUCGCUGGCUUCACUGACUACGGCACAUUCCAACUUGCCCAAGUCUGGUACCCUCUCCAAGGGAGCCUUCCAAAGCGGGGGACCGUCCGAGGCACAACUGUGACCGAACCAAGUUUUCUGUCCUUCUACGUCCUUCUCUGUUGCGUCUUCAGCUGGUUCCAGUUCUUCUGUCUGCCGCGCACAUACUCGAGUUGUAUCGAGGCUGCUUUGAAUGUGUGGAGCCUCGUUUUCUUUGGUCAAGUGUCUUCCAGAGUGCACAAUCGCGCAUCAGGGACGCCGACGUGUUCCCUCGAUCUGACACCCGACGAAGCGGGUUCCUUUGAACUUCACGGAUCCCCUUACGCAUUGAGAAAUCGCGUCCGUUCGAAGGUGACUUUGCUCGACACGGGGCGACCUACGGAAAAAAACGACUGUAGUUCCGAUGGGAGCUCGAACACUGCGAAAGGCUUCACUUCGAAAGUGUACUUGAUGUGGGCGUUGCUGUUGGCGGCGCUAGGUGUUCUAGUCCGGCCGACGGCGGCUAUAUUCUGGGCGGUAUUUUGCCUGUUCAAAUUGGCGCAGUUGUGUGCGGACGCGUCUUGUAAGACGCCUGCAAAUGAAGGAAAUAAUGGCCGGGUAUCAUCUGUGCAACCUAGGUGUUUCCUCGGCCUGUGCGUUGCCGUUGGUCUGGUGGCAGUUGCGUGCUGUCUCGUGUGUGACUCUCUCUUCUACGGGUUCGUCACUUUCCCUCCAUGGAACUUCGUCAAGUUCAAUUUGUUCUCUGACCCAGGGAAGUUCUACGGAGAGAAACCCUGGCACUACUUCCUCCUUGAGGGACCGGGAGUUGUUUUGCUGUCGUUUUAUCCCUUUCUGGUGGUAGGUGUGUGUGUGUGGUGGAAGGCGUUGAGGGGUUCCCUUCGACGUUCGCUGGAAUCCACGGGGAAUGACGAAGACAAACAGCCAGCCCAUCUCAGGUACGGAUUCGCUAUUCUAAGAAUCAUCAAAACGCUCAUGAUGAGGGACGACGGCGCGACAGCAGUUGCCACAAUCUGCGCACUUGUGUUGCUGUCCACUGCAACGCAUAAAGAAUAUCGGUUUAUGGUGCCUUUUUUGCCCCAGUUGCUCAUCUUUACGGGCAUUGGUGUCGCCACCGCUAUUAAAGGCCGGUCUGUCGUUAUCCAGCAACUCCAGGCAUCUCCGUUGCUGGAUGGCGACACGCACCACCCGGCAUCCAAGCGCUACAGGGCAUCGAGACUGCUCAAGCUGGGCCUAGGACUGGCAUUUGUUCUCCAAAUCGUCGCAGCGGUCUUCUGCGGUUUCUUCCACCAAAUGGGUGCUUCGCGGGUUGUGGCGCAUCUGCAGUCGCUGCCUGAGGCAGCUUCGGUCUUCUUUUUGACCUCCUGUCACGAGUUGCCCUUCUACUCCCACGUGCAUCGACGAAUCCCCAUGGGAUUCCUAGACUGUUCACCUAGAGUCGAUGACGCCCUUCUGCCGAUGAACUGGCAACAACGAUUCUGGACCGGAAACAAAGAGGAGCGCAUUGCUUUUCUUGACAGCUUGUUUCCACGCUUGCCGACACAAUUCCCUGACAAGCGAACAGACAAAAAGUCUUCCGACGCGUACUCCCAUGUAGCAGAAAAUAGCGACCCUCGUACCAACUCGUGGUUCGGAGAUGCGAAAAGCCAACAGCACAUCUCGACGAACCCUGCUAAGUGUCUCGAAUAUCGUUUCCGGGUUCCUCUGGAGGCUCGAGAAAUGCCAACGCAUUUGAUUUUUCCCAACGCACUCAUGUCGGACCUUGCUGAGUGGCUUGCAGAGCGCGGCUACAAGCAAGCAGUAGAUCCUAUCUUUGAUGCCGCCUUUGCAGAAACGCCGGCGGACAACGUUUUGUGGCAAUAUCUGCUUGUAUUUGAAAGACGCAAGUCGAACGAUCAGCAGUAGCAGGCUGCGCGUGAACAACUGUCACUUGCAUUUGUUAUUUUCGCUGAAUCGUGGUGCUUUUUACCAGCGGAGCAGUUUUCACUACAAACACACACUGACGUGAUGGAGGCUUGGCGACCAUCGCUGAGAAACCACAAUUUCGUGUAGUGAACCGCAGAUUUGGUCUUUUUGGCGGCAUGCUGUUGGAGAAUAUGUACACGGGCAAAGUGGCUGUGUCUCAAAGAGAACACUUUUUGCCAGACACACAGAAUUCUUCACGAAAAUU
Messenger RNA from Toxoplasma gondii ME49, 3686 nucleotides. RefSeq names its product mannosyltransferase, putative. NCBI's taxonomy places the organism in Eukaryota, Apicomplexa, Conoidasida, Eucoccidiorida, Sarcocystidae. Gene Ontology annotation, molecular function: alpha-1,2-mannosyltransferase activity. Gene Ontology annotation, biological process: GPI anchor biosynthetic process. Bases 1115 to 3421 code for a protein of 768 amino acids. The record is from RefSeq and is a predicted model, not a curated record. The transcript is spliced from 2 exons. Gene Ontology annotation, cellular component: endoplasmic reticulum membrane.